AUGGACAUUGAUAAUACUGAAGUGUCCGUUGCUGCACCGGCCGAGGAAGAGUCGGGCGAGAAGAAGGGCGUGACGACUGCAAGUGAAGUUGGAAUCGCAGCUCUUGUGCCCUUUGCGAACCCUCUCGCGAGCGAGAAGGACCAGAAAAAAGUGCUCAAAUCCGUCAAGAAGGCCGCCAAAUCCAAAGCGAUAAAACGUGGUGUCAAGGAAUGCGUCAAAUCCAUUCGCAAAUCGCCCGCCGCGACCCCAUCGUCUCUCAACCCUGCCACUCUCCCCCCCGGAAUCGUGAUUCUCGCCGCGGACAUCAGCCCCAUGGACGUGAUCUCACACAUCCCGGUGCUCUGCGAAGAUCACGGAAUUCCUUACAUCUACGUACCAUCGAGAGCAGAACUCGGAUCAGCAGGGAGCACGAAGCGACCAACGAGUGUGGUGAUGAUUACGCCCACGCCAGGAAAAGGAGCUGCAGACAGCGCGCAAGAGUGGAAGGAGUCCUUUGCAGAGUUGAACACACUGGCCAGGAAGCUGGGUAGCGAGGUCACAGUCUGA
This is a messenger RNA of Sphaerulina musiva SO2202, 546 nucleotides long. RefSeq names its product L30e-like protein. The coding region runs from base 1 to 546 and encodes 181 amino acids. Gene Ontology annotation, cellular component: box H/ACA snoRNP complex; nucleolus. Gene Ontology annotation, molecular function: box H/ACA snoRNA binding. The record is from RefSeq and is a predicted model, not a curated record. Gene Ontology annotation, biological process: rRNA pseudouridine synthesis; ribosome biogenesis; snRNA pseudouridine synthesis. Lineage: Eukaryota; Fungi; Ascomycota; Dothideomycetes; Mycosphaerellales; Mycosphaerellaceae. The transcript is spliced from 2 exons.